AUGGCAGACACUGAUAAUGGAGACUCGCACGCUGCCCCUGCCGAGCCUCAGGCCCGCCAUAUAGUUUACUGUGGAGCAAAGAAAUGCGAAGAAUGGCUAGAGAAAUCACACCCCCAGCUUUACGAGACACUAUACUCUGACGAAACGAUCGCCGCAAACCUCUCCACCCUGUCCGUAGCAGCUCGCGAACGCGCAGCCAAAGACGCAGCCAAAAAGGAAGCUAAAGCCGCCCAAGCUGAGACCCGUGAACAUGAGAAGAAAGCUGCGUCGAAGAUCCUUAUUCGACGUGUGGAGAGGAACAAGCGGAAGUUCGUCACCGUGAUAUCAGGACUAGAGGCACAUGGGCUGGAUAACAAGAAGGUAGCAAAGGGGCUAGGCAAGAAGUUUGCUACUGGCAGUUCGGUAACGAAGGCUACUGGCGCUGCCGCCGCGACAGGUACGAACGAGGAGAUCACAGUGCAAGGAGACGUGAGCGAGGAGGUGAUGGAGUGGUUGUUGGAAAACUACGGGGACGUGCCGGAGGAUAACUUUGAGCUGGUAGAGGAUAAGAAGAAGAAAUCUGGAGCUGCCGCUGGUGCGCCGGGUGCUGCUGCUUGA
Arthroderma uncinatum is the source of this 597-nucleotide messenger RNA. Its product is annotated as translation machinery-associated protein 22. Bases 1 to 597 code for a protein of 198 amino acids. Gene Ontology annotation, biological process: formation of translation preinitiation complex; translation reinitiation. The transcript has 3 exons. The record is from RefSeq and is a predicted model, not a curated record. Gene Ontology annotation, molecular function: mRNA binding; translation initiation factor activity. NCBI's taxonomy places the organism in Eukaryota, Fungi, Ascomycota, Eurotiomycetes, Onygenales, Arthrodermataceae.